This is a messenger RNA of Oncorhynchus masou masou (cherry salmon), 562 nucleotides long. RefSeq names its product FSD1-like protein. The transcript has 4 exons. Gene Ontology annotation, molecular function: protein binding. Lineage: Eukaryota; Metazoa; Chordata; Actinopteri; Salmoniformes; Salmonidae. The annotation marks the transcript as partial. The record is from RefSeq and is a predicted model, not a curated record.
AAGUGGAACUCCGUCUCCCAAGAGGACGUUGACGACUCGGUCGCCUGCCAUCAGAGGAAGCAGAGACCGGUUCACUGGAGAGUCCUACACUGUGUUAGGUGAUACCAUUAUGGACUGUGGUCAACACUACUGGGAGGUGAAAGCCCUUAAAGAUUGUAAGUCCUACAGUGUUGGGGUCUCCUACAGGAACCUGGGAAAGUUUGACCAGCUGGGUAAGACCAACACAACCUGGUGUAUCCACAUCAACAACUGGCUGCAGCCCUCCUUCGCUGCCAAGCACAACAACAAGGCCAAGAGCCUGGACGGCACCGCGCCUGGACGCAUCGGGGUCUUCUGUGACCUGGACUCAGGACAACUGUCCUUCUACAAUGCUGAAACUAAGCAGUUGAUCCACACGUUCAAGGCUAAGUUUAGCCAACCUGUUGUACCAGCCUUCAUGGUUUGGUGUGGUGGACUGAGCCUCAGUACACAGGGAUGCAGGUCCGAGUGCAGUCAAGAGUUUCCAGAAGAACGAGAACGCCUGGGAGGUUCCAACAGCAGCCUCAACAGUGUGGCCCAGUAG